CACAAAAUAUAAAACAAACUUUAAUUCUAUAAUGAAAAUUUGCAUUUAAAUUAAAAUGGCUUCUCCUAAUAAAAUUUCUAAAUCCAAGAGAAAUGUAGAAAAACUUCAACGAAAAUACUUGCAAGAACAACAAAGAAGAAUCAAGCCCGGUGAAUGUAUUAAAUACAUUAAAUGUGUGAUUGAAGCAUACUCAUUAAAUUCUUGUCUAAUUUCUGAAAUUCGACAGCAGUUAGACAGCAACAACAUAAAAUAUUUAAUAAAUUACGACAAAGUUGAAAGUAUUAUCUUUUGGGAAAGAUCUGAUCAACAAACACUUCUAACAACAUCAGAAACAUUGGUCUCUGAGAAAUUCACCAGGGAACCUAAUAUUUUGCACAUCAUUAAGGCUGAAGAUUUUCUUGAAGGAGUUCAGAGUAAAAGUAUAAGACAAAAUACUGAAAAACUUAUAAAAAAGUUUCCAAAUUCAAUUGUCACAAUCAUUAUAUAUGGAAUCAAGAAUUUUAAUACAAAUCCAAAUAAAAAAGAAAUUGAAACAGUACUUCUAGAAAUUCAAAUAAAAUAUAAUUGUUGUCACAGGUGCUAUGAAACAUAUACAGAAAUUGCUCAAGUUAUCGUCCAAUUUAGUAAAGCAGUAGCAGAAGCGCCAUUUAAAAUGGAACAAAUAGAAAAAUUUCGAGAUAUCGAUACUUUUCUUUUGAACGAUAAUAAAGAUUGCGUACGAGUUGAAGGGACAGCGGGACUUUCAAGACUUUGGCAGAGUCACCUAACCCGAUUACCAUUAAUAACUUUAGAAGUUGCUGAAACCAUAAUAAAUGAAUAUCCUAAUCCCGCAAAAUUAAUCGAGGCAUACUCCAAUACAACAGAAGAAGAAGGUAAAGAUUUAUUAAGUAAUCUAAAAAUUCGUAGAGGAUUUGGGCCAUUACAAGCAAAUAAGAGACUUGGACCCGAAUUAAGCAAAAAGAUAUACAUUUUAUAUAAUAGUUUAAAUUCUACCGAUACCUUGUGACUGUGUUUUAUGCUUAAUGUAUAAAUAUUUUAAAUUUGAUGAAA
This is a messenger RNA of Condylostylus longicornis, 1050 nucleotides long. It is a transcript of the gene mms4, whose product is annotated as crossover junction endonuclease EME1. Gene Ontology annotation, cellular component: nucleus; Holliday junction resolvase complex. NCBI's taxonomy places the organism in Eukaryota, Metazoa, Arthropoda, Insecta, Diptera, Dolichopodidae. Bases 56 to 1006 code for a protein of 316 amino acids. Gene Ontology annotation, biological process: resolution of meiotic recombination intermediates; replication fork processing; mitotic intra-S DNA damage checkpoint signaling. The transcript has a single exon. The record is from RefSeq and is a predicted model, not a curated record. Gene Ontology annotation, molecular function: nuclease activity; DNA binding.